AUGGGAUGGAAAUUCACUCGCCCGGCUGAAGACCCAUUUCCAGAAGAACUGGCCUUCCACCCUGGCACUUUCGAGCGCGGCUCAACGAGGCUCAAAGGCAGCGGCGAGCUGGAUGGUCGGUGCACGCGCCAUCACCAACGCUCGGCUUGCAUCCUUACCCCCACACGUCAUCAUCGCGACCGCAUCGAGAGGCCACUCAGGAUGCUGCGCAGGACACACACAAUAUCGUGGCUCGUCUCGGCCCUGCUGCUGUCGUUGCUGCUGGUGUCACAGCUGGUGGCACACGCAAGCGCCGCUCUGGCCGAGCCCAAGCUGAGCUACGUGCUCAAGUCGGCCAAGCUCGCGCUCUCGACGGUGGAUGGCUCGUCGCGCCUCUCCAAGGAGUUCUCCACGCACGCCGACUACGCCAAGAAUGCGGCGCCCUUUGCGCUCGAUUCGCCCACCCUGUUGGAGAACGACGAUGUGAUCCGACUCACCUUCAACCUCGGCGUCGAAGGCUCCAAGAGCGCAGCCAACAAGGAGGGCGCGGCUCUGGGCAAGGAGCACGUGCCACACCAGGCAUUCGUGGUGCUUGCAGCCGACAGCAAUGAUGCUGAACCUGCCUCGCACGCCUGGCCCCUCACGGUCAAGCCAAGCACUGGCAAGGUCUCGUGGAAUCUGAGGAUGGACAGGAUCCCAGCACCGCUUUUGCGCACCACUUCGCCGCUGACGCUGUCGCUGCUCAUCGCCAACUUUGCCUCCAACUCGGGCUCGGACGGCACAUACUCUCCGCUCGCACUUCCGCUCGUCUCGCUGCGUCCGCCGACGAGCCUGGCGGAAGCGGCGCUGGCAUCGUCGGCAGCAUCGCUGACGCCGCGCCAAAAGGCAGAGAUCGAACAGGGCUUCCACGGCAUCCCUGAGCACAGGCACACGUUCGGCGUGCCACCCACCGAGACCAUGCCGAGCACCAAGGUGAGCGGCCUCGCGUCCGUGGUGACUGCGGUGGUGCCCUGGGUCUUCUUUGCCGCGGCGCUCGCCAUCAUCAAGCCCGAGAUCCAGUCGCCUUCGACCAAGGCGCUCGUGCUGUUCGGUGCGCUUGUCGGCCUCGAGGGCCUGGCGGUCAGGUACUGGAUCGGCAUGACGCUCUUCCAGAUGCUGCCGCUGCUGCUCGGUGCCGGCCUCGUCACCAUCAUCAUCGGCAGAAGUGCGCUCGUCGAGCUGCGAAGGAAGCGCCUUGCCGUCUCUUAA
This is a messenger RNA of Moesziomyces antarcticus, 1227 nucleotides long. RefSeq lists its product as uncharacterized. The record is from RefSeq and is a predicted model, not a curated record. Gene Ontology annotation, cellular component: membrane; oligosaccharyltransferase complex. Gene Ontology annotation, biological process: protein N-linked glycosylation. The transcript has 2 exons. Bases 1 to 1227 code for a protein of 408 amino acids. Lineage: Eukaryota; Fungi; Basidiomycota; Ustilaginomycetes; Ustilaginales; Ustilaginaceae.